Messenger RNA from Tribolium castaneum (red flour beetle), 1416 nucleotides. RefSeq names its product Transcription factor IIEalpha (gene TfIIEalpha). The transcript has a single exon. Gene Ontology annotation, biological process: transcription initiation at RNA polymerase II promoter; transcription open complex formation at RNA polymerase II promoter. The record is from RefSeq and is a predicted model, not a curated record. NCBI's taxonomy places the organism in Eukaryota, Metazoa, Arthropoda, Insecta, Coleoptera, Tenebrionidae. Gene Ontology annotation, cellular component: transcription factor TFIIE complex. The coding region runs from base 133 to 1347 and encodes 404 amino acids.
AGACGUCUCGGUCGGUAGUUCAAUAACCGUUUGACAGUACUUAAAUCUAGGUUAUGUCAGUGUUUGUGAAUUGCUUAAACUUUGAAAAGUGCGUAAAAAUGUGAUCAUUUGAGCCUUUUCACCAAUCCCAAGAUGAGUAACGAGGAGAGACUCGUAACCGAGGUGCCUAGCAGCCUCAAACAGCUCGCUAGGUUAGUAGUGAGGGGCUUCUACACAAUCGAGGACGCCCUUAUCGUGGACAUGCUCGUCCGCAACCCCUGCAUGAAAGAGGACGACAUUUGCGAACUCCUAAAAUUCGAACGUAAAAUGCUCCGGGCGCGAAUAGCGACCCUUAAGAACGACAAAUUCAUCCAAGUGCGCCUCCGGAUGGAGACCGGAGUGGACAGUAAAGCCCAAAAAGUGAAUUACUACUUCAUCAAUUACAAGACUUUCGUAAACGUGGUCAAGUACAAGCUGGACUUGAUGCGCAAACGUCUCGAGACGGAAGAACGCGACGCUACAAGCCGUGCUAGUUUUAAAUGCCCCGGUUGUUUGAAAACGUUCACUGAUCUCGAAGCUGACCAGCUGUUCGACUACACCACAAGCGAGUUCCGGUGCACUUACUGCAGGGAAGUUGUCGAAGAGGAUUUAUCUGCGCUUCCGAAGAAAGACUCGCGGCUGCUCUUGGCCAAAUUCAACGAGCAGUUGGAGCCCCUCUACAUCCUGCUACGCGAGGUUGAGGGCAUUAAACUAGCACCUGAAGUGCUGGAGCCCGAACCGGUCGAUAUUAGCACAAUUAAGGGAAUUGACAAGAAAUUUAUCUCACAACCGCAAGAAAACUGGUCUGGCGAAGCGACAAGAAACUCAGGAUUUGUGGUUGAGGAGACGAGGGUUGAUGUCACGAUCGGGGAUGAAAACAACACGGCGGCGACCAACGCUAGGAAAGAAGCGCCGAUUUGGAUGAUGGAAUCGACGGUUAUUACGAAAGAUUCAGACGAACCGGGGAAAAUCACCGAUUCUAUUGACGCCAGUAACGAAACAAGUAAUAACGGCAAGACUGAUGAUAUAAUGAGCGUUUUGUUGGCUCAUGAGAAGAAAGCGUCGAAUUCGGCGGCAAACGCCCUCAAAGCACUGAACAAUGAAUCCGAUUCAAGUUCCGACGAAAUGAACGAAGUUAAGGAAGAAGCGGGAGAAAUGGAGAAUUCGGACAGUGAGGAAGACGACGGAAUCGUCCCAACUGUUACUGUGGGAAAUCAAGUGUACAACAUCACUGACAUCAACGACACCAUCAUUGCGGAAAUGACGCAAGCGGAGAAGGAAAUCUACGUUCAGGUGUUCCAAGACUACUAUUCCCAUAUGAAUUAUUAAGUGUAAUUUAUUAAGUACCUAAACUAUUUUUGUAAUAAUUGAAUAAAUAGAAAAGUAUUGUUUGUUGUA